Messenger RNA from Spirodela intermedia, 93 nucleotides. The record is from the annotation of a GenBank genome assembly. Lineage: Eukaryota; Viridiplantae; Streptophyta; Magnoliopsida; Alismatales; Araceae.
AUGAAAUGGCGGUUGCAUGGAACUCGCAUCCGCCGCUGUUUUCGCAGUAGAAUUGCUAUCACUAAUACAACAGACCGUGAGAGAUCCUCGUAG